GGGGGGGGCGGUUAAGGGGAGCUGAUGUUGUGUUGGUCUGGAGGGUCCCUGUGUCCAGGAAGAGGAUAUGAGAAGAGCAGCUUUGCAGGUAGAGCUUCCCAACUGAGUACCAUGUGAAGGUCUGACAGAGCCCCUUGAUUCGUGGGACAGGAGAGACGUCCCUCUUUCAGUCCAGAAGGGGAAAAUUCUUUGAACGUUUUUGUCUGCUUCAGUAGGCUCUUAAAGUAUCAUCUUUACCUGAACCACAGGGGCACGUGCCUGAGCCAGUUUGCCCACUGUGGGGAAAGGAAGUCUCAGGAGGCAUUCCGCGCGCCAUGGAGAAACCGUGGAAGUGUGGGGAUUGCGGGAAAGGAUUCCGCUCCCCCUCCGUGCUGGAGAUCCACCGCCGUGUCCACACUGGGGAGCGGCCCUUCACCUGCUCCGUUUGCGGCAAGGGCUUCACCCAGUCGUCCCACCUGCUGACCCACCAGCGGGUCCACACCGGGGAGAGGCCCUUCACCUGCUCCGUCUGCGGCAAGGUCUUCUCUGACUCGUCCCACCUGCUGUCCCACCAGCGUGUCCACACCGGGGAGCGGCCCUUCACCUGUUCCGUCUGUGGCAAGGGCUUCACCAAGUCGUCCAACCUGUUCUCGCACCAAUGGGUCCACACCGAGGAGAGGCCGUUCAGCUGCUCCGUCUGCGGCAAGGGCUUCUCUCACUCGUCCCACCUGCUGACCCACCAGCGGCUCCACACCGGGGAGAGGCCAUUCACCUGCUCGGUGUGCGGCAAGGGCUUCUCUCACUCGUCCUACCUGCUCAAGCACUGGCAGGUCCACACCGGGGAGCGGCCCUUCACCUGCUCCGACUGCGGCAAGGGCUUCUCUCACUCGUCCCACCUGCUCAAGCACUGGCGGGUCCACACCGGGGAGCGGCCCUUCACCUGCUCCGUCUGCGGCAAGGGCUUCACCCAGUCGUCCCACCUGCUGCGGCACCAGCAGGUCCACACCGGCGAGGGGGCCUUCACCUGCUUCGUCUGCGGCAAGGGCUUCACCCAGUCGUCCACCCUGCUGACCCACCAGCAGGUCCACACCGGGGAGCGGCCCUUCACCUGCUCGUUGUGCGGCAAGGGCUUCACUCGCUCGUCCACCCUGCUGCGGCACCAGCGGGUCCACACCGGGGAGCGGCCCUUCACCUGCUCCCUCUGCGGCAAGGGCUUCACCCAGUCGUCCAACCUGCUGCGGCACCAGCAGGUCCACACCGGCGAGGGGGCCUUCACCUGCCUGGUCUGCGGCAAGGGCUUCCCCCACUCGUCCGGCCUCCAGAUCCACCAGCAGGUCCACACGGGGGAACAUCCUUCCGAUAGACCAGAAGUGCACAUAAUACAGAGGAACUUCGAUUAUCCAGAAUUAGAUGAACCAGCACGGUGGCUCAGUGGUUAGCGCUGCUACCUCACAGUACCAGGGACCCGGGUUUCAUUCCUGCCUCAAGCGACAGACUGUGUGGAGUUUGCACAUUCUCCCCGCGUCUGCGUGGGUUUCCUCCUAGUGCUCCGGUUCCGUCCCACAGUCCAAAGAUGUGCAGGUCAGGGUGAAUUGGCCAUGCUAAAUUGCCCGUCGUGUUAGGUACAUUAGUCAGAGGGAAAUGGGUCUGGGUGGGUUACUCUUCGGAGGCUCAGUGUGGACUGGUUGGGCCUGUUUCCACACUGUAAGGGAUCUAAUCGUCAAGUGACUGAAAUACACCCUGCAUGUGUCCUUUGGAUAAUCGAGGUUCCUGUGUAUUCCAAAAGUGGCCGAAUCAAUGUCCUGUCCAGACCCCAACCCCUAUACUCAGUGCUCUGGCCAAUAAAGUGAUCUGCAGAAUCUGCGGGACUUGCUUAAUCCUGGAAGGUAAAUCACGUGUUUCUCCUUCUCUUGCAGGUGGAUCCAAGAUUUCACUCUCUGUCCCAUUGAGUCUCCAGUCAGGUCCUUCAGCUCAACUGGUCUCUCUCUCUCUAUUUCUGACCCAUGUGAGCCUCUACGCACCUCCCCUUCACUCGCUCACACUUGAUUUCCCUUACAGCAGCAUUCCCUUCAGUUCCUUUCUCCCUGACGUCUGUAUCCAGCUUCUCUUUAAAUGCCGUCCACCUCGACCUGCUACUGUGGGGGUCAUUCCCGCUGCAGACAGAGGUCUCUCCUUUGUAACCUCUUCAAAAGAUUAACCGCUGACUUCCCCCUUCAGUCUUUUCCAUUUCUGGGUCUCCCCGCUGUUGCGAAACUUGGAAUGGUUCAGAAAAGAUUGACAAGGAUGUUGCCAGGGUUGGAGGAUCUGAGCUACAGGGAGAGGCUGAACAGGCUGGGGCUGUUUUCCCUGGAGCGUCGGAGGCUGAGGGAUGACCUUAUAGAGGUUUACAAAAUUAUGACCGGCAUGGAUAGGAUAAAUAGGCAAAGUCUUUUCCCUGGGGUUGGGGAAUCCAGAACUAGAGGGCAUAGGUUUAGGGUGAGAGGGGAAGAUAUAAAAGAGACCUACAGGGCAACGUUUUCAUACAGAAGGUGGUGUGUGUACGGAAUGAGCUGCCAGAGGAUGUGGUGGAGGCUGGUACAAUUGCAACAUUUAAGAGGCAUUUGGAUGGGUAUAUGAAUAGGAAGGGUUUGGAGGGAUAUGGGCCGGGUAUUGGCAGGUGGGACUAGUUUGAGUUGGGAUAUUUGGUCGGUACGGACGGGUUAGACCGAAGGGUCUGUUUCCAUGCUGUACAUCUCUUGACAAAGCCUUGUCUGAGGGUGAAAUGUUGUCAUUCCCGUUGAUGCGGGUGGUCCCCUGUCUGUUGUCCUUUUUGUUUCCUUUCUCGGAAAGGACGUCGCGGACAUGGGCAGCGUUCCCGAGCCCCGCUCCGGAACGGGCUGUUCCGUCCUCUUCCAGCCCCCGGGGGGGUGGGGGAAGGGGCAGCUUGAGUGUAUUGGGAGAGUGGGCCGUUCACCGGGAAGGUGCCAAUGGGACGGGAGAGCGGUACCGGUAAUGGGGCGAGGGGGAGAUGCCUCAGACCGCCAGAAACACUGGGGCAGCUGCUCGCGUGCUCCUUUUGGAUCUCACAGCACAGGGAGGCCUUUCAUCUGAUUACCUCCCCGUCUCUGGCUCUGUCUCUCUCUCUCUCUGCGUCUGUCUGUCUCUCUGAGGUGACAGCGGAUUCCAGCGUAUUGCUGCUUGCUGGGUAAACCUGUUUUUCCUCUGUUUUCCUCCUCUCUCUCCUGCUCAAACCCCUGACCUUCAGGCCGCCCCUGACCUUGUCACUAUCAGUGAAUAGGGAACAGCUUUUCUUCCUCCACCUUAUCUGAACCUAUCACAAUCUUCCCCACUUUCACCAGUUGUAUCUGUGUGUGACCCUCUCUUUCUGUGUCUCUUUCUCUCCUAAGCCCCCUCCCUCACCACAUCCCAUUUACCCACCCCCUCCUGUCAUGCUCCCACUUUCAAACGGUCUCGUUGUGUUUUCACUGCCUCUUCCCCAUCGUUUCUGUCAAGCACCUCAUCUCACGCUUAGAACCCCUGCAGUGUAGGAGUAGGCCCUUCAGCCCAUCCAAUUCACACCAACCCUCCCUCACCCAGACCUCUGCCCGUAACCCUGCAAUUCCCAUUGGCUAACCCACCUAGCCUACACAUCCCUGGGCACUAUGGGUAAUUUAGCAUGGUCAAUGCCCCCUAACCUGCACAUCCCCAAACACUAUGUAAUUUAGCACGGCCAGUCCACCCAAACCUGCACGUUCCCUGGAUACUAUAGGACAAUUUAGCCUGGCCAAUCCUACACUAAGGGUGGAUUGGCCAUGCUAAAUUACCCAUAGUACCCAGGGAUGUGUAGGUUAGGGUAGAUUGGCCAUGCUAAAUUACCCAAUCCUACAUAUCCCUGGGUACUGUUAGGAUAAAAUAGGUCAAGGGAGGGUGGAGCUAUAGCUGCUGUUUGGGGAAUCGAAACUGUAGCUGUAGCUGCUGAUUGGGAAAUUGAAACUGUUGCUUACGUGGCCAGCUCAGCUGCCAAUGCCCAAAUGAGCUCAAUAACAGGAAACGCCUAGCAAUCGCGAAAUGUCCUAAUAAGGCAAUGCUUAGUAGCUCCGCGAAGCUCUGCUUAGCAAAGAGUAUAGCAGGAGCAGAUUUGGGAGGGGAAGGCAGAACGCGCCUUCUCCAGUGAAUGCAUGGUGAUUCACUGUAUCAGCUACGAUUCUGCAAUAAAGUCUGCUUGUGCCAAACAAUUGAGCGUCUGUUGUCUCUCCUCCUAAAACGAACAUGCAAGGACAAAUUCCGUCCUAACAGUACUAUGGGUAAUUUAGCAUGGCCAAUCCACCCUCACGUACACAUCCCUAGGUAC
Hemiscyllium ocellatum (epaulette shark) is the source of this 4309-nucleotide messenger RNA. RefSeq names its product gastrula zinc finger protein XlCGF8.2DB-like. Lineage: Eukaryota; Metazoa; Chordata; Chondrichthyes; Orectolobiformes; Hemiscylliidae. The record is from RefSeq and is a predicted model, not a curated record. Gene Ontology annotation, molecular function: DNA-binding transcription factor activity; RNA polymerase II cis-regulatory region sequence-specific DNA binding. Gene Ontology annotation, biological process: regulation of transcription by RNA polymerase II. The coding region runs from base 315 to 1418 and encodes 367 amino acids. The transcript is spliced from 2 exons.